This is a messenger RNA of Macrobrachium nipponense, 1876 nucleotides long. RefSeq names its product 5-exo-hydroxycamphor dehydrogenase-like. The coding region runs from base 640 to 1755 and encodes 371 amino acids. The record is from RefSeq and is a predicted model, not a curated record. The transcript is spliced from 11 exons. NCBI's taxonomy places the organism in Eukaryota, Metazoa, Arthropoda, Malacostraca, Decapoda, Palaemonidae.
UUGAAUAUCACAAGGCGUAAAAUUACAUGGCACUCUCGGUUGAAAGUGAGCAGCUCCAACCUGUCAGUGAAAAGUGAGCAGUUCCAAGCUAGCUUUCAGUUAAGAGUGAGCAACCCCAACCUGUCAGUGAAAAGUGAGCAGUUCCAAGCUAGCUUUCAGUUAAGAUUGAGCAACCCCAACCUGUCAGUGAAAAGUGAGCAGUUCAAGCUAGCUUUCAGUUAAGAGUGAGCAACCCCAACCUGUCAGUGAAAAGUGAGCAAAAAAUGAGCAACCCCAACCUGUCAGUGAAAAGUUAGCAACCCCAACCUGUCAGUGAAGAGUGAGGAACCCCAACUUGUCAGUGAAAAGUGAGGAACCCCAACCUGUCAGUGAAAAGUGAGCAGUUCCAAGUUAGCUUUCAGUUAAGAGUGAGCAACCCCAAGCUGUCACUUAAAAGUGAGCAUCCCCAACCUGUCAGUGAAAAGUGAGCAGUCCCAAGCUGUCAGUUAAAAGUGAGCAUCCCCAACCUGUCAGUGAAAAGUGAGCAGUCCCAACCUGUCAGUGAAAAGUGAGCAGUCCCAAGCUGUCAGUGAAAAACCUCCACAGUUAUGCUCGAGCAGUAAAAAAAACAAAAACACACACUCUAUCAUCUCCUCAGUCAUGUCGAACGGGUGCCCCAAUUCAGUGCCCACCCAUGCCCGAAGCCUGGUCUUCAUCGGGCUGGAGAGGUCGCCGCCCUUUAUCCUAGAAGCCUCCCGAAUUCCCUCCGAGUUGGAGGAAGGAGAGGUCCUCAUAUCAGUAGAACUCGCAGCAAUUUGUGGCUCCGAUAUCCACACUUUAGUGGGCCAAAGAACGACGCCUCACCCGUGCGUCCUCGGGCACGAGGGGUGCGGCGUCGUGGUCAAAUCAGGGCGCCCAGGUGUCCAGGAAGGCGACCGGGUCACUUGGGGUAUCUCCACCUUCUGCGGGAACUGCCUCCUUUGCUCUCUGGGGCAUACGAAUAAGUGUGAGAAUCAGAUUAAGUGUGGCCAAGUCAUCAUAAAAAGGGCGGCCCUUUUCGGUUCCUACUCGACGCACAUCCGAUGCCCCCCAGGGACGCCCAUCGUCACUCUGCCCCCUGCUCUCACGCCCCAGAUGGCAGCGCCCGUCAACUGUCCCUUGGCCACCAUGGUUCACGCGAUCUCCAAGAUACCCUCUGUGCCCAGGCCGGGACAGCCGGGAGCGUCGAUAGCUCUUAUUCAGGGCGCUGGCAUGAUGGGCAUGUACGCCAUAGCACUGCUUAAGGAGGCUGGUUUCUCCAAAGUCUACUGCAUAGACAUGAAUCGUUCGAGGCUGUCACGGGCGGCGGAAUUUGGAGCGACUCCUGUUCAUCCGGACCAAGCAUGGCCAAAUGCUCUUGAUCCAAACGAAGAGAUCGUGUCUCCCGACAGUGUCGACGUCGUUAUUGAAGCUUGUGGCAACAAAGAAGUUCUGACUCAAGGUAUGAGAACUCUGAGGGUCGGAGGCACCUACAUCCUCGUCGGCCUAGUCCACAAGGAUUCCAAACUCAAUGUUCUAGCACAAACGGUUGUAACGAAAUGCCUCACGCUAAUUGGGGUCCAUAAUUACACAAGUCAGCACCUGGAAGAGGCUGUGAAAUUUCUCAGCCAACACCACGACAGGUAUCCGUUCUCGUCGUUAAUGGGACCAAUUUACCCAUUGUCCGAAUUUAGGAACGCUGUGGAAGGAGCCAAGUCUGCGCAUUUCUUCAGGGUGGGAAUCAGCCCACACAUGUGAGCGAAAUGCCCCCACCCCCCAGCGUUGUCUACCGCAGAAACUGCAUCGUUGUUGUUGUACCCUUUUCAUUGUCUUGUCUUAAGGAAUUAUUAAAGAAUAUAUUGUUCGUUUCUUGAUGUAA